GAGCCAGCGGCCCCAGUGGAGGAGCCAGCGGCGCCAGGGGCCAGUCAAAGAGCCAGCGGUCCCAGCGGAGCAAGCGCAAUGCAGGAGCCAGCAGCUGAGCCAGCGGCCCCAGCAGAGCCAGCGGCCCGAGCGGAGCCAGCGGCUUCAUCCGGAACGUCAUCGUUGGAGGGCCAGAGUGCCGUGGAUGACGCUGCGGAAGCUGCGGAAGUUCGCAGGCGAGGGCAAGAAGCACUUCGGCAAAUGCAACACAGAACCCAGCGACGGGAGCAUCUGGCCAGAGAGGAGGCCGCGAGAAGUCGAGAGCAGGCGAUUCAGCAAGAAGUCGAGCGGCGACUCUCUGCGGCAGUGCAGCAGCAGGUGGCUGCACGAGAGAGUGCUGCGGCUCGCGAAGGCAUGGCCAUGCCUUUUCUCAUGGAGGUGCUUCAGGCUGUGGUGGGUUUGGUGAGGCGCCAAGAAGAAACACAGGCCCUUCUCCAGCGCAGUUUGGAAGCUGCCGAGCAGCAGAGACGAGAGGAGGCCCGCCAGAGGACCCGAGACGCUCAAAAUUGGGCAGCGGCAGUGAACCAGAUAACAGACUUGGUGAGAAUGCAGAUGACGGGGGGGGUGUCUACAGCCGCACCAGCAGGACAGGCCCCGGGAACGCCUGGAUUUCCUGCACCGCUGACUCCCGGUGAACGGCGACCGCCAACGCCGAAGCGGACGCGCUGCAUGCGGUGCGAGGCCUGCCUCGCCGGCCUGCCGGCAGGAGCGAAGCGACUCCCUUGCAGUCAGUGGACGACGCCAACCCUCGCGAGGGACAGCCAGGGGCGGUGGUUGUCAGUGGAGCGCUCUGCCUCACCGGCACCGGCUUGUGGUGCCAAGCGAUCGGUGGAGGAGGAAGAAGCCACGGUCAAAAAGAAGAAAGAAAAGAAAAAGGCCAGAGUCGAAGCCCCGGAACGCCAGCCAAUCAAGGUCAAGGAUGACAACGAUGACGAAUCAGAUCGCGGUCCCGGAGAUGCUUUGGGCUCUUCUGAUCCGCCUCCGCUAAUAGGGGCUUGCUAG
Molecule: messenger RNA, 1041 nt
Organism: Symbiodinium sp. CCMP2456
Lineage: Eukaryota; Dinophyceae; Suessiales; Symbiodiniaceae
Source: the annotation of a GenBank genome assembly